CUACCCUUCCCUCAUUGUUUCGGGAGGUUGCCAGAUAAACAUUACUGCUUUAUGAGACUUCAUCGCUAUAAGAUUUACAUUACGUGUUGCAAAAGGGCCCGGAAACUGAAUUGGUGUUUGAUCCGAUUGUAUCAAGUGGAUAAUUAAGGCUAUCGAAUCAAGGUGUAAUGAGGUGUCUGGUCAUGGACAGAUAAUGGAUGUGGAGACAACAACACCGUACUCUGACUUCAUCAACUGUGAUCGUACAGGCCGCAGGAACGCAGUACCUGACAUACAGGGACAGGGGGCAGCAGCCAGCACCAGUGAAUUAACCAAAGACAUGGAAGGGCUGGACCUUAAGGUGGCGGAAGGAGACUCUGGUGCAUCACCAGCCCCUGAGGGUGAAGGCUUGACCAGCCAAGAGGCCCAGGGAGGCGAGGGCCCAUCCUAAACAUCCUCACAGGAGAGGAGAGCGGGACACGGAGAAGGGACAGAAUAAGACAGAGAGAGGAUCUCCUGAAUGUCCUGCCUGACUAGACCCUACCCCUCUACUAACUCAACAGUGAUGACAUCUCUCACUGUGUAGCUCUGAUGGAGCUUUGCUGGUCCAGCUGCAAGUAGGACUACAUCUGAUCUUGGCCUAGAGGUGCUGCUGGGCUACGGUGGUAAAGGAAAUGUUCUCAUAUCACUAUGAGAAUGUACCAAACUUUGGAUCUAUGUCUCUAUGUCUUUGGCUCUGUCUCUCCAGAUGUACUGAACACUAUCCUUUCUUAGAAUGAAAUGUUGUUGUUCCAAACCUAACAUGGAACUAUCAUCAAAAACAAGCUACGCAGAAUCUAUAAUCAUGUUUGCCACUUCUUUUGUGUACGUUUGUGACCCAGUUUAUUAUUUUACCUUUUUUUGUUUUACAAUAAUAAUUGUAGUAUCAUAUUUAUUUCAAAUGGUUCUCUGAUACCUUUUGUAAUAGUAAUUUCUUUUCUGUAAUAAAAUGUUUAUGUAUCUUCUGUUA
Salvelinus namaycush (lake trout) is the source of this 988-nucleotide messenger RNA. RefSeq names its product cAMP-dependent protein kinase inhibitor gamma-like. Gene Ontology annotation, cellular component: cytoplasm; nucleus. Gene Ontology annotation, biological process: negative regulation of cAMP-dependent protein kinase activity. The record is from RefSeq and is a predicted model, not a curated record. Gene Ontology annotation, molecular function: cAMP-dependent protein kinase inhibitor activity. Lineage: Eukaryota; Metazoa; Chordata; Actinopteri; Salmoniformes; Salmonidae. The coding region runs from base 194 to 430 and encodes 78 amino acids. The transcript is spliced from 3 exons.